Onychostoma macrolepis is the source of this 9504-nucleotide messenger RNA. RefSeq names its product striated muscle enriched protein kinase a (gene spega). The record is from RefSeq and is a predicted model, not a curated record. Lineage: Eukaryota; Metazoa; Chordata; Actinopteri; Cypriniformes; Cyprinidae. Gene Ontology annotation, biological process: protein phosphorylation. Gene Ontology annotation, molecular function: ATP binding; protein kinase activity; protein binding.
AAGAGGGAAGGAACACUCUAUUACUCUCUCUUGUAUAAACAGACCCUGGUACUGGACUAAUACUACAUGAUCCUGAGAAGGCUUAAAGAUUAAGCUGCAGUUAAUGAAAACAUUCAGAGGCAUUGUGUUGGGAUUACAGACAAGUUUCAUCAUGACAGCCUAUAACAAAUUGGGGAACAUAAUAUCUCAACAAGUCAGUGGCCACCAAAGGAUUUGUCUCAGUGAAAAAGAUUAAGUUUAACAGUAUUGCUCAGUAUAAUAAUCGCAAUGAAAAAAGCUGAGUUGGUGAAGAGAAACUCAAGUUCCAUGAUUUCCCCGACCCAAGAAACGUUGACGGAGCAGUCCCCUGUCGAAGCUCCACCUGUGUUCCUCCGAAAGCUGAAGUGGGCUGCUGUUGCUACAGGAUGUGAUGUCCGUCUGAGGGUGUCUGUGGGAGGCAGCCCGAGACCCACACUGCAUUGGUACCAUAAUGAGGACCCUUUGAUAAAUGAUCAUGAGGAUUAUGACGGAUUGUGGAUACGCGAUUGUAAGCAAGCUGAUGGAGGUCUCUACACCUGUGUGGCUGUUAAUCACCUGGGUGAAGCUAGGACCAGUGCUGUCCUUGCUGUGCUGGACCUUGGAGAAGAGAGCUGGGCAUUCUAGCUGGACGUUUGGAAGAUUCACUCAUGUGAAGUUUUUCGCUUGUGCAGGAAGCAAAGCAAUGACUCAAACAGUACAGAGGAUGAAAGUGCAGAGCCUCAGGUCUCCAUGGAGAUGAAGGAACAGUUCAUGCCCCCCCAGGGCGAAGCAAUCAACAGUCAACCCACCGGCAGGGGGAGAGCAGUGCUUUCCCAUAUCCCAGGUGAUGGUCCAGUAGUGGAGAGGGAGAUGCAAACCCUGGGCUCUAGAGCUCCUGGUCUUCAGGAUCCCUUGUCACCUAGCAGGCAAGCAAAUGCUGGGGACCAGUUGGACUUUAUAAAAAGGGAAACAUCUCCAUUUGUCCAAACCCAGCCAUUCCAAAAUGCUCAAGGUCCCAUUACCCUAAGUGAUGUAGAGCCAACAACUGAUACAACAACUGCCCAUGAUGGCACCAAAACAGCCAUAAAUGGAGCUGAGCUACCUAUUAAAAUCUCAAGCUCAGCUCCAUCUCAAAGCAGUGGUUCCCAAGAUAAAUCCUCCUUCCAAACUCCAAAAGCAUCACAGGCAAGCUCCAAAAUCUUAGACAAAGUGAGGGCUUUUGAGGAACAAAGACACAGCAGUAACAUACCAAAGGUGUCUUCAUCAAGACUAUCAUGGGGCUUCAGUCGAACAUCAUCUUGCAAUUCUGAGGAUAGUAGAAGUAAAUCUGGAAAGCUCCAAGACAACUCCAAGAGUGAUGUGGCACUCAAGAGGUCUUUCUUCAAGCAGAAAUCAUCCUCUCUGGAGGAACAGUCAACCUAUGUACAGAAACAUUUUCAAAGUAAACUCUCAGAAGAACUUCACAGAAUAAAAAAACUUGUUGGAAAGUCCAAUAUCAAGAAAGCCUUUUCAAUGGAUCAGCUCACCCAGACUGACAAGCAGUCCACUGGAAAUAAUGAUUCAGUUCCAGCCCAGGUAAUUCAGAAGGUUAAAGAGACUACUAAUUCAAGGGAUUUACCAGAAUCAAAAGAAAGAUGGUCAGCCUUACCAAACGAGGAAUCACCACAACUACAGAAAAAGAAACUGGGAGAUGAAUCAAAACAGCCUGAAAGGAAAUCGCCUCCUGAUAUUACAGAAAACCAGUGGAGGAAACAUUCUAAGCCCAGGCGGCUGUUGGACAGGCACGUCAUCAAUGAAAAGGUCACUUUCAGUAAAAUACCAGGACAGUGUUCACCAAUGGUGCAAAGGACAAAUAUGUCCAGCAAAUUACCAAAAUCACCUGUAGAAAUUCCACCUGCUCAACCCACAAUGCAAGGGGAUUUGGUGCAAGCACCCCAAAAACCUCCAAGGUUGUUUGGUUCAAUUUCUGUGCUCCCAAAGUCUUUUAAGGAAAGAGAGGAGAAAAAAGACUCAUCACUUAUACCUAAAAUGACCAUACCUACAAUUGUGGUUGAAAAUAAGCCUGUGGAUGAAGAGGCACAUAAAGCAGAGAAAUGUAGAAAGGAAGUUAACAAACAUGAAGGAAAAAUAACCAGAAGAAACAGAGAAGAUCCAUCAUAUGAUUCCUACAUGUCUAUGGAAGAGGACCCAGCAGAGGCCCCCAUGUCUGAACCUCCACUUAAGAAUGAAGUGGUAGCUGCUGAAUCAGUGGUGAUGCUUCAGUGCGUCAUGAAGGGAAAACCUGUUCCCAAAGCUCCUGCUGAGUCAUCUCUGAUAAUUACCAGACCAAUGCAGGAUGUGAAGGUCAAGGCAGGAGAGAUAGCCUUAUUUGAAUGUUUCAUAACUGGGCCACAGACUGUGGAUGUUGAUUGGCAGGCCAAUGGGAAGCUGAUACAGCCAGCGCUAUUUGAUUGCAAGAUGCAAUUUGAUGGACACCGAUGCCGUCUUCUGUUCAAAUCUGUGCAUGAAGACGACAGUGGGAACUAUUCUUGCAAAAUCAGUUCAACAAAAGAAGAGCUCAUUUGCACAGCUAAUCUUCUGGUGAUUCCAUCUAAGGAGCCACUCUUUACACGGAAACUGGAAGCACUGGAGGCUACCGAGGGCCGUUCUGCACAAUUUGAUUGCAAAGUCAGUGGAUCUCCCCCUCCUGAAGUCAACUGGACUCAUUGUGAACAACCUGUGGUGGAGAGUGAUAAUAUUCGCAUUCUCAAAGUAAAUGGGCGUCACGCUCUGUUCAUCACUCACGUUAACAAAGAGAGCGAGGGCCUGUACACAGUAUUUGCGCGAAAUGUUCAUGGAGAAGCAAAAAGCUCAGCUGAACUCCAUGUACAGGAACCACGACCAGCCAUAUCUACUCACAUGUCAAGGUUAGAGAAGAUGCCAUCAAUCCCUGAGGAGCCUGAGGUAUUUGAGGGAGAGGUGGAACACAGGACAAUGCCAGACUUCAUAAAACCUCUCAGUGACCUGGAAGUAGUAGAAGGGAAAGAAGCAGUAUUGAAGUGCAGAGUGACAGGCCUUCCAUAUCCCCAAAUUAUUUGGUACCACAAUGGCAUGAAGAUAGAGAGCUCUGAUGACAGAAGGAUGAUACAGUACAGGGAUGUUCACAGUCUGGUCAUUAAUUCUGUGUGUCAUGGCCACAGUGGUGUGUAUAAAUGUGUCAUCUCCAAUAAGGUGGGAAAGGCUGUCUGCUAUGCUCAUUUAUAUGUUGCAGUUAGCCUUCCUGAGCCACCUGAUGGUCCUCCAGUAAUUGAAUCCGUAACUGGGAGAACAGUCUCACUGAGCUGGAAAAUACCAAAAAACCUAGACCCAUCCAUAGAUCCUGCUUCACUUAUGUACAUUGUUCAGCAACAAGCUCUAGGCUCCACCCAGUGGACAACUAUUGCCUCCAGCCUCAAAGACACCUCUUAUACAGUCACCUCUCUUUCUAAAGGAGUGUGUUAUUCCUUCAGAGUCCUUAGUACUACUGGAAAAGCAUCCAGCAAACCCUCACAGCCCACUGACCUGGUCCAGCUCUAUGACAGAGGACGGUAUUUACACAAACCUCCAGUCAUUCUGGACAAGCCUGAUAUUUUGUAUGUGGUUGAGAACCAGCCUGUCACCAUCACAAUAACCCUUAAUCAUGUCCAAGCAACAGGCACAUGGAAAAGAAGGGGAGUGGUGCUUCUCAACAAACCUGAUGCAUUAGAGAUGACCAUGCCUGAUGACGACCAGCAUGCCCUACACAUUGCCAAAGUGAAAAGCACGGAUGUAGGUCAGCUGAUCUUCAUGGCAAACAACCAGUAUGGCAGUGACCUCUGCACUCUGCAGCUGGCAAUGGCAGUGCCACCUUCAUUUGAGACCAUCAUGGAGGACUUGGAUGUGUGUGUGGGGGAAACAUCUCGUUUUGCUGUGGUUGUAGAUGGGAAACCUGACCCUGAUAUCUUUUGGUACAAGGAUAAUAUCCUUCUGGCAGAGAGCAGUCAUUUUACCUUUGUGUAUGAUGACAGAGAGUGCUCACUUGUGGUUCUCAAUGCUCAGCCUGAGGAUGAAGGGGUCUACACUUGCACUGCAAAAAAUCAGGCUGGGUCAGUGUCCUGUAAGGCUGAGCUUACUGUUCAUACUGCCAAAAAUGUGGAGGAGGAGGAAGAGCAAAUGGAAGAUGAAGGCACAAUUCUACGGAGGAUGCGUAGGCUGACUGAUUACUAUGACAUUCACAAAGAAAUUGGCAGAGGGGCUUUUUCAUACAUCAAGCGAGUGACACAGACAAAUGGGCAAAUAUUUGCAGCAAAAUUCAUUUCAUUACGGGCACAGAGAAAAGCUUGCGCUCUGAAAGAGAUGACCCUCCUGUCAGAGUUAGACCAUGAGAAGAUCAUCCACUUCUAUGAUGCAUUUGAAAAGAGGCGUGUAGUGGUCAUCAUUACUGAACUGUGCCACGAAGAGCUUUUGGAAAGAAUAACAAAAAGAACAACCAUCUUAGAAUCUGAGGUUCGGUCUAUCAUACGGCAGCUACUUGAGGGUAUCGACUAUCUUCACCAGAAUGACAUAAUUCACCUUGAUAUAAAGCCUGAAAAUAUCCUCAUGGCAGACCAAAAAAGUGAUCACAUUCGUAUUUGUGAUUUUGGCAAUGCUUUGAAAGUCAAACCAAAUGAAGAACUGUACUGCAAAUACGGCACUCCAGAAUUUAUUGCUCCUGAGAUUGUAAACCAGUCACCCAUCUCUAAAUCUACAGAUAUUUGGCCAGUGGGUGUCAUAACUUACUUAUGCCUAACAGGAGUUUCUCCAUUUGCUGGAGAAAAUGAUCGUGACACUUUGCUGAACAUCAGGAACUAUAAUGUUGCAUUUGAGGAGAGCAUGUUCAAAGACCUUUGCAGAGAAGCAAAAGGAUUCAUCAUAAAGCUCCUUGUAGCAAGCAAACUGAGACCUGAUUCCACAGAAUGUCUUCUUCAUCCUUGGUUCAAGUCACUGGUAAAGGGAAAGAGUAUCAACACAACAUUACAUAAGCAAGUGUUAGCCAGACGGAAAUGGCAGUGUUCACUCAUUAGAUACAAAUCUAAAAUGGUGAUGAGAUCCAUAUCAGAGUUGCUGGAUGACUCUUCAAGCCAUGUGUCCCUUGCUGUGCCCAGAAACCUUAAAGAUGGUUCACCACCUCCAUCGUCAUCCUCCGAUUCAGAUGAGGACAUCGAUGAACUUCCUUUCAUCCCUAUGCCUCACACAAUGAUGUUCUCUGGAUCAAGGAUGUCACUGACUGAGAUCCAUGAGGAUGAUGUUGAUGUCAUUAGAGGAUCCAAUGAGUCCUACCAAAAAAACAAUAAUCAGCUGGAGGACAUCACAGAAUGUCAGACAACUGAUGGACAGAAGGAUGUAGACCACCUGGAGAUUGCAGAAAGGACUGUGAACUUGAAGGAAUCAUUGCAAAGGGGUUCCAGUGUAGAAGCUGAACAGGUAGCAGGCAAAUCCAGAAGAUCGCUAAUGCGAAGAGGGAGUUCUGCUGAUAGUGCGCUUCUUCUACAGAUCACACCUGAAGAUGGUAAUAUGAACGACACUACAGAGGAAGGCCAAAAGCACAUGAAAAAGGCAGUUUCCAUGGAGCUGCCACACAGGAGCAAUAGUCAAGACAGGAGGAUGAGUAAGGAAGAUUAUGCUCUAAAACUGGAUCUUAUGCGGCAGAGGUUGCUAAGGGGAGGCACUGUUGACAAGAACAUGAGUGGUCUUCGUGGCCCCCUGCUUGAGACACUGGGUGUUGAUAAUGAGAGGCAAACUGCUUCUUUGGAUCGUAACUUUAGACGUGCCAAGUUGAGUGCUUCAGAAGUUCCUCGGGCAUUCUCCUCCGACUGCCCUGAGGAUACUUGUCCAAAUACUGCAUUCAGGAAAAGGUCUUCUUUAAGGGACGGAAACUCUGAGUCAAUUUCACUACAUAGGAGGUCUGGAGCCCCACUAAAGAUUCCCUCCAUUUCUUCUGGGGACCAUAACUUGUUGGAAGCCACAUCUGCUCUUUCAGAGCAAACAAAGGAUGGUCCAAAGCCUGUGUUUCCAAGAGAAAUUUCUUCCAAACCACCAACUCCAGACAUAGAAAGUAAACAGGCAUCUAAGGAAGAGGCUAUUGGUGCCUUGCAAAUUAUGAAUACAUCUCAGCCUGCAUCUAUAUUAGAUGACAGUGAUAAGAAGGUAAAGAUGGAAGAGCACAUGUUCUCUGAAGACUGUGUGCCAGGAAAGAUAAAUAAAAGUACUGAAUCUUUUCUUGAUAUACUUCCACAUGACAUAUCCUCAAAUUAUUCCAGUAAAUUGCAGUUAAAUGGCAAAAAGGCAUUAUCUGUCACAGUGUUACCCACCCCUAUCUUGAAAUUCUCAGAGCCAGAUAUUCAGCCUACCACUGGACAUACAGUUGUUUAUGCUUCUGCUCCCUCUGCAUAUCACCCAACUCUCAGAACUGAUAUUAAAAAUAUUGACUCAGAGGAAAUUUUUGAGGCAAGGUUUAAGAAGAGGGAAUCAUCUUUGACACAUGGCCUAAAACGAUUGACAAGGACCAAGUCUGAAGAAAACUCACCUGUUCUCCCACGGAAAUCAAAUGAAGAGGUUUAUCGACCUCGCCCUGUAGGUGCCCCAUUGGAGUUUGGACCUAGAGGAUUAAAGGAAAAAUCCAAGUCUGUCCAAGACCUCAGGGAGGUGGAGAAGGAACCCGGCCUAGGACUUAUUGGAAGAUUCUCUAUGCGUGCAAGGAAACUGCAACCAAAAAAAGGGAAAGAGGAGACCUCAGAUUAUGUAGCUAACAGACGACGUGUUACCUGGGCAAUGGGACGUAGUAAGUCCCUAGACAAAAAAGAAGUUGAGAUAGGAAGCUCUGAUAACACUAUGGAUACAAAGAAAGAAAAUCUUGAAAAAAAUAGUAAGAAGGUUGCUGAAUCACCUGUCCUUGCAGUGCGACAUAAAUUUGAAUCUAAUGUUUCAGGGAUAUUUGAUAGAGUGCAUAGUAAGUCAAAAGACAUUAAGGACAAGGAAACUAAACCUCACGGUGAUGAAGAAACUCUAAAAGAAGAGAAGCAAGACAUAAAGAAAAUCAGUGAUUCACCAGUUCUGGCACUGCGAAGAAAGUUUGAGUCAAAAGUAUCUGGAUUUUCAUUAAGAAAACAAAGUCAGUCUGACAAGAGCGAGGGAGAGAAGGAGGUUAAAAAUGAAGGAAAGAAAACACCUUUGUUCUCUCGUCAUCGCCGCUCUCAAUCUGAUGGGCUCAUUCACCAGAGUGUGAAUAAUCCAGAGAACCAAGUUCCCUCACAAACUGCUUCUACAUCAUCCAAAGAGACACUGAUCUCCACCUCUAGUUCACACUCUAUACAAUCCUCUCAGACUCCUGAAACUGAAAUCAGGUCUAGGUGGGACAGAUGGGGUUUGUCUAGAGGCAAGAGAGACAGGACACCAUCAAAAUCAAAUGCACCUGAAAUUCCGAAGGAAGAUUUUCCUCCAGUUUUCCAUAUUACACUAAAGGAUCAUGUUUUUCUUGAAGGAAAUCCAGUGACUCUUAGUUGUCUUCCAGCUGGUAGUCCUGAGCCAAAAAUAUUAUGGAUAAAAGAUAAGAAACCUUUGGAGAUUAAUGACAGAAUGAGCUUAGUGGCCUGCCCAGAUGGAAGGCAACUUUUGAUGAUCAUGAAGACCUCUAAGAAGGAUGCAGGGAUAUAUGAAUGUGUCGCCUCUAAUAACCUGGCCUCUGCUACUACUUCAUGUAUACUGUCCAUAGCCUGUGUUCCAAAACGACCAGGAACCCCAGAGAUUCCACAGAUAUAUAAUAACACUGCUCUGGUGCAAUGGAAACCAUCAGACUCCAAAGUUCCUUGCACGUACAUACUUGAGAGGAAAUGUGAUGGUGAUGAUAAGUGGGUGAAUGAAGCUACAAGCGUGACUGAUUGUUUCUACAAUUCCUCUGUACUUCCAACUGGUUCUACCAUCCAAUUCCGUGUGGCAUGUUUAAAUAAAGCGGGCCAAGGUCCAUACAGUAAUGUAUCAAAGGCAGUGAGAAUUAACGUUGAAGUGCCACCGCUCCACCAUCCUGCUGAAAUGAAGACACAUCCCUCACCUCCUUUUUCUGUUGCUGCUGUGACUACAUCUGCUUCUACAUUAGCAGAACCAAGUGUUAGUCAGUCCAUUAGUCCUAUUCCUGCACAGUCUGGUGAUGUCACAAAUACUUCCUCUGAGGUGCCCGUUUCUCACUUUUGCCCAAAGACGUCAAUCCAUCCUCUUGUUCACCCCAAGCCAGCAAGCACUAUCAACAUGGUUCCCCCUGUUACCCAAACCCAGACUGUAUCUGCAAGGUCAUACACAGCUCCACCCUCCAUAGGCAGAUCAAUUUCCCCUGUCCCUUUGUAUGUUCCAGCCACUUGUUCAGUUGCUUCCUCCCCUAUCUCUCCUCCUGUGAUCUUGGUCAGCAGUAUCAGUCCAGUAGGAGAAGAAGCAAGCUCACCCACACCAGAGACACCUAUGGAAAGAGUGGUAUCCUCCACCAAAACUGAGACCACUUUGAGGCAAGGAGUUCCUCAGAAACCAUACAGCUUCUUGGACGAGAAAGCAAGGGGUCAUUUUGGAGUGAUAAGGGAUUGCCGAGAAAACUCAACAGGCAAGAUGUUUAUAGCAAAGAUUAUUCCCUAUGAUCAGCAGACCAAGCAAGUGGUCAUAAAGGAGUAUGAGAUCCUCAAGUCCCUCCGUUGUGAAAGAAUCAUGGCCCUACAUGAAGCCUAUAUCACACCUCGCUACCUUGUACUCAUAACAGAGUACUGCACAGGCAAAGAGAUCCUGUAUAGUCUCAUUGACAGAUUUUGUUACUCUGAAGAUGAUGUAGUGGGUUUCAUUGUCCAGAUUCUUCAGGGUUUAGAAUAUCUCCACAACUGCCGGAUUCUUCAUCUGGACAUUAAGCCAGACAACAUCAUGGUCACCAACCUCAAUGUGAUUAAGAUCAUAGAUUUCGGCAGUGCUCAAAGGUUUAACCCCUUAUCCCUCAAACAGUAUAGCAGAGAACUUGGGACUCUGGAGUACAUGGCUCCAGAAUUGCUGAAAGGGGAUCUAGUAGGACCCCCAGCUGACAUCUGGAGUUUGGGAGUUCUUUCCUAUAUUAUGCUCAGUGGUAGACUUCCUUUCCAAGACAAAGACCCAAAACUGACAGAGACCAAAAUCCAUGCCGCAAAGUUUGACUCAACUAAGCUCUACCCAAAGGUUUCCCAAAGUGCCUCCACUUUUUUAAAGAAGACAUUAACUGGCUAUCCAUGGUGUCGACCCACCAUUAAGGACUGCCUCAAUCAUUCAUGGCUUCAUGACUCAUAUCUAAAGAAGCUGCGUCGACAGACCUUGACUUUCACUACCACACGGCUCAAAGAAUUCCUGGAGGAGCAUCAGCGCAGAUGUGCAGAGUCAGCUACUAAACACAAGGUCCUCCUGAGAGUCUACCAGAGUGGGUCUUCAUCCCCAGCCUCACCAACCAAGCCUAGCACUGAAGAACAACAUUGACUU